Messenger RNA from Folsomia candida, 859 nucleotides. RefSeq names its product cubilin. The transcript is spliced from 3 exons. Bases 57 to 659 code for a protein of 200 amino acids. The record is from RefSeq and is a predicted model, not a curated record. Lineage: Eukaryota; Metazoa; Arthropoda; Collembola; Entomobryomorpha; Isotomidae.
UCGAAGCAUCCUCCGCCUCCAUCGAGUUCCAGCUUGGCGGAUCGAUCCGGGCGGAUAUGCGGUGUGUUUGGAUUAUAAGACCGUCAUACCUCUUCCAGAGGUUCAACCUGGUUUCGUCCGGCCUUUUAGGAACUGACGGGCUUUUCCUUUCCGCCCGAUCCAGAGGGGGGAUAACACCCCAGGAAAAAUUGGACACAAUUGGUCAGAACGUCACGAUGUACCAUAGAACCCUCAUUCUCACCCUCAGCGUUGGGCACGCCCCAACUCAAGGAUUCAAACUGGAGUUUUACUCGAGUGGUUCGCCCCAAAAUUCUGACCUUAGCGGGCACGCCCUUUUGACCGAGGCCAAGGGAAACUACACCUAUCCCGUUAACGGGGGUCAGUACGGAAAUAAUGAAAAUGCUCUGUUUGCCAUUGCGCCCUCAGUUCCGGGACAACCGACCCUUCGCUUUUCAAGGGUCGAUCUUGAAAAUGAUUCUGGAUGCAUGCGCGACCCGGUUAGAAUCUUCAAUUGGUUUGACAACGGAUAUCUCGAGGUUGCCAGAUUUUGUGGGUCCACCAUUCCAACAAGUGUAACCUUCCAGGACGGAGCAGGCCUAAUCCUAUUUGUAACGGAUGCAAGCCUCACGGCAACGGGAUUCGAGUUCCAGUACGAGUAAGAGGAUAACCAAAACAAUACAUGCAUUAAAAUUAUAUAUAUGAUAUGUACAUACAUAAAUAUUUGUCCAAAAUUAUAAUUUGGUUAAAAUUUAAUGGUUCCUGCGAUUAUCUUAAAUCUUAAAUCCGUUAAAAAUGUCUUAAUUUUCCUGAUUUUAAUUUCACUCGAGCUUAAAAUUUUAAACGCAGAAAUGUUUUAAUA